Messenger RNA from Artibeus jamaicensis (Jamaican fruit-eating bat), 5706 nucleotides. It is a transcript of the gene SERINC5, whose product is annotated as serine incorporator 5. The coding region runs from base 142 to 1563 and encodes 473 amino acids. Lineage: Eukaryota; Metazoa; Chordata; Mammalia; Chiroptera; Phyllostomidae. Gene Ontology annotation, cellular component: membrane. The transcript has 12 exons. The record is from RefSeq and is a predicted model, not a curated record.
UAGUACCUGGCGCUCAGCUGGAGCUGCCUGUCUUGUAGAUUUGAGCUGGUGCGGGGAGGGGCGCUGGAGGCCUUGGGGAGCGAGGCGAGUCGGAGGGGAGCUGGGAGCUGGAGAGCGCGCCUGCAGUCCUCCGCCACCGCGAUGUCAGCGCAGUGCUGUGCGGGCCAGCUGGCCUGCUGCUGUGGGUCUGCUGGCUGCUCCCUCUGCUGUGGCUGCUGCCCCAAGAUCCGACAGUCCCGGAGUACCCGCUUCAUGUAUGCUCUCUACUUCAUUCUCAUCGUCGUCCUCUGCUGUGUCAUGAUGUCACCAACCGUGGCUAGCAAGAUGAAAGAGCACAUUCCUUUUUACGAAGACAUUUGUAAAGGCAUUAAAGCUGGCGACACGUGCGAGAAGCUGGUGGGGUACUCUGCGGUGUACAGAGUCUGUUUCGGAAUGGCCUGUUUCUUCUUCAUCUUCUGCCUCCUGACCCUCAAUGUCAGCAACAGCAAAAGCUGCAGAGCCUACAUUCACAAUGGCUUUUGGUUCUUCAAGCUUCUGCUGUUGGGGGCCAUGUGCUCAGGAGCUUUCUUCAUUCCUGACCAGGAGACCUUCCUGAAUGCCUGGCGCUAUGUGGGAGCCGUCGGAGCCUUCCUCUUCAUAGGCAUCCAGCUCAUCCUGCUUGUGGAGUUUGCACAUAAAUGGAACAAGAACUGGACUGCCGGCACAGCUCACAACAAGCUGUGGUACGCCGCCCUGGCCCUGGUGACCCUCACCAUGUACUCUGUUGCUGCCGGAGGCCUGAUUUUGAUGGCAGUGUUUUACACACAGAAAGAUGGUUGCAUGGAAAACAAAAUCCUUCUGGGGGUAAACGGAGGCCUGUGUCUGCUGAUUUCACUGGUAGCCAUCUCUCCCUGUGUCCAAAAUCACACUGUCUGGAAACCCGCCUCUCGCCAUUUUCCAGGACAGCCGCACUCCGGGCUGCUGCAGUCCGGCCUCAUCAGCUGCUACGUCACAUAUCUCACGUUCUCGGCUCUGUCCAGCAAACCUGAAGAAGUAGUGCUGGAUAAACACGGGAAGAACGUCACGAUCUGUGCUCCUGACUUGGGUCAGGGCCUGUACAGAGAUGAAAACUUGGUUACUGGCCUGGGUACCACUCUCUUGUUUGCAUGCAUCUUAUACUCAUGUCUGACAUCAACGACAAGAUCGAGUUCUGACGCUCUGCAGGGGCGAUAUGCAGCUCCUGAACUGGAAGUAGCUCGGUGUUGCUUCUGCUUUGGUCCCUAUGGAGAAGACCCUGAAGAGCAGCGGAACAUGAAAGAAGGACCUGGUGUCAUUUAUGAUGAAAAGAAAAGCACUGUCUAUAGCUAUUCCUAUUUCCACUGUGUGUUCUUUCUGGCUUCCCUCUACGUGAUGAUGACCGUCACCAACUGGUUCAACUAUGAGAGCGCCAACAUCGAAACUUUCUUCAGUGGAAGCUGGUCCAUCUUCUGGGUCAAGAUGGCCUCCUGCUGGAUGUGUGUCCUCUUGUACCUGUGGACGCUGGUCGCUCCCCUCUGCUGUCCCACUCGGCAGUUCUACGUGUGAGGAGCUGAGCCGUCACCUUGGUUCGGCAGGCCUGGAGGCUGGAAGUGACAUCCUUUGAACAAGUGUCCCAGGGGUCUGAGCAGUUGCUGACGCUCUUUGAAAAGCUGGCAUCCCCUGGCUGGAGUGUCCCCGAAAAGGCUUUACAGAAAAACAGGUCACCUGAUUAGCUUUUUAAUUCUAAAAUUCAAAAAGGAAACUACAGGAUUACCCCAAAAGAAUUGAAGUUUUCAACUAGGUCGCUCCUUUGUGAUCAUAUAUUUUGUUUGUGUCUUGCCCCUAAAAACUGGAAUAGUAGUUAGGGUAGUAUUUUUCUUCUGCGUGUUUUUUACCAAAACAGAGUUUGGAGUACAUCUCACAGGGACAGACAUUUCCCUUGUGUGACCUCUCAUUCUUACCCUUGGAAUAGAAAACAUGGCCAAAUCUUGAGCCCUCAGCCCCUGACAGUGCAGACCCCUCCCACUGAUAAGUGUAGGGUGUAAGAGGGAGCCCCUGCUUCUGACUCCCCCGGUGCUGCCUCCUCCCGUUCCCCUCCGAAGUCGUGAUGCUGGGAAUCACUUCUACCCGAGUCCUUCCGUAGCCCUUCCCAGGGGUCUCGUCGUCCCUCUGGGUUCAGCAUCUUUGUUCUAAUGUGAAAAAGCACAGUUUGCUAUCACCACCUGUGUCAUUCCCCACUGUGUUAUCACCACCCGAUCCAGGUUACUACAGUGAUUAUGACUCUUGUUUGUGGAAUUAUUCACAUGACUGUGGAACAAUAUUCGUGUUGUUUUCUUUGUCUAAACGAUGGAGAGCUAUACUUCUUACUUGUUUGUGCUGUUAAUAGUAAUAAUACCAUAGGACCUUACCUGAGAAGUUGCUUCCAGGCCAAAGCCUGCUGCGCCCACCUUCAGUCAUUAAGGUCAGCCACCCGUGUUUCUCUUCCACCUUGAGGCCUUUGGAAUGGCAGAGGCAGAGGGCGUUUGAUGUCCGGAUCUGUAAUGGGACAACACUGUGAAUGUCCACGACAGUCAUCGGAAUAGAUGUGCUGAGGUGAGGACAACAGGGUGGCAGGCAGCAGCUCAGCCAGGGCCGGCCGGGUGAGGCCUGUUGUACAAGUUGUAGACGUGACCAGAUAUACUUAGAAGGAAAGUUGGGUUGCAGGGGUAUUUAAUUAAGUCAUAAAUAACAUCCAGAGAAAAUUUUUAAAUGCAUACCAAUAAAGUAAUACUCAUGAGAUGUUAGACUUUGGGCAGCUGCCCAAGAAGAUGUUCGUUUUCAGGGCUGAUGCUCUGAGUCGGGUAGGAGUUGACUUCGUGGAAAGUCCAUCAGAGACUCCAGUGGAGACAUCACGGGGACACCCCUGCCGGUGUUUUCCUGUGGGAUGGACAGACUCCUCAACCCCCCCUGCCAGAGAGGGUCUGAGACGAGGCUGCCCUGCCCCCUGCAGUGUGUUUGAGUCGGGCACCAUUCGGUUCCCUGCAAGCUGAGCUUCCAUGUGCCAAAAGGCUGGCUUUGGAAAUGAGUCAAAUUUUUCAUUUCCCUGUUUUUGCCCUUCUCCUGUGAAAACAAGGAAGGAAAAUAAAUCCUCUAGGAACUUGCCUUAAUGACAGUGUCUUGAGAUUCGGUUAUUAAAAGCACUUGUGAGAAAAAACCUUUUUUUUUAGUCCAGCAGUUCUUUGUGCUGAGUGGUUGAAGGAUGACCCGGAGCCACACAGUGAAUGGCUGAGGUGGGCCUGCAGCAAGCCAGUGGGAGUGAGCUCGUGGGUGGGGGCGGGCUGAGAGGGCGGGGCUGUCUGUGUAGCAGCAGCUCCCUGGCAGAGACCCCUGCAGUGGCCACCAGGUGCAGUGACAAAGAGCUCCAAGGAAGUGAGAUUGCUUUAGGAAAGACCACAAGGAGAGGCAGAUCAAGACCAGCGUUGUAUCAGCAACUACUUUUGUUAUAUUUUCUUCCUGUUCUCGAGGUCUGGCAGCCAGCUGUGUGACUUCAGUACUGGUCCUUAGAGCAGGUCAAGGUCAAGCUGGCAAAGCCGUGUGUUCUUUGGCUGGUCUUUGUUGACCCCCCCCCCAUCCCCCCUGCAGAAAGAAGCUCAGGGAGACACAAAAGAAAGGACGUUGCCAGUGGCAGGGCCCUGGGAGCUCCCUUCCUUAGCCUGCCCAGCCACCCCACCCUUUCCAGAUGCCUAAGACUGGGUUUGUGGCCUGAAGGUCCUGUCUUGGUCCAACACACGAAGACUGGUUAUGGUCGCCUGGUUUCUAUUCUCAUGCAAGAUUAUCUGAGUGAUAAGACAGAUGUAGAUAUACUCUGAGGACCAUGGGCAUAUAAAUUGACUUUAGUGGUUAUUAAUUGUAAUAAACAAUACUCAGGUGAUGAGUCAACAUUCAAAUGCAGGUUUAAAGAACCUGCAUUUUUGUGCUGUUGUGGUUUAAGAAACUGGAGAAAUUGUGCCAAUUGCUUUGAGUUGCUAUAAUGAUACUGUUAUUUGAUAAAUUCUUUUUUUAAAUAAUAGACUUUGGCUUCCUACAACUUUUUGUACCUGAUUUUUUUUAAAGGUGUUCCUAAAAGCUUCUGGUCAGAUUCCUUUAGUGAUGAAAACUGGAAAAGUUUUUAAAAUUCUCUGUGUUUCCUCUAUGCUAUUCAUCUGACAUGGAAAAAAAUUUCCCCUAUCAUGUCCGUGAGUAAAAAGACCAAGCGGGGGAAGGGGCUCUUUUUGGGAGUGUUGCUGUAGACCUAGACACGCCACCUGACCGAAGGCAGAGACUUUUCUAGCAAAGCUUUCUGACACCAUGCUUCGUCCUUACUGGGUUUUGCUUUUGUCGGUUUCAGUUUUGUCCUCACAGUCUCUUGGGAAAUGGCUUGAAGGUGUUGGUCACCAGAAGUAUUUGGAGCUCUUCUGCAGUGUGAGGAACUGUGUUUGUGGGAGCUGUGGGUGGGUGGGGUUCCUGGGACUUGGGGUUCUGGUGCCCAUCAGCAAUGGCCAGCAGGGGUCUUCCACACCGAAUCGUUCAUUUCCAGCUGCUCAAGAGGCUCCUUCAUUAUGGAAGACCUCCGUGCAGUGGUAAUUCCACUGACCCCAGUUGUCACCCUCUGCCUUUUAAAAUCAUGUGCUUCAUUUUGGCCAGAAGUUUACUACCAUUGGUGCUUCAUUUAUCUGCAAAAAAGGGACUUCCAGAGCCUAUAUUUGAGAUGCCUGGGUUUUUUUCUCCCUGGACUGCCUUUCUAAAUAGCCUCUCAUUUUGGUGCGCAUUCGUGUUCUACCCCUCUUCGAAACGAAAGAGGGUUUAUUCCAUGACUAAGAAGGGUGUGACCUUGGGCUGAGACCCUAUAUGACCAGAGAGAAUACUGGGCUUUCUUUAACCAGAGAAAGUAGAGUGGCCUCUUGGUUCAUGAAAUUCUCUGUAGGACAUUCUUCUUAAUUGCCAAGAGCACUAACUCCCUAUGGCCUUGUUCUUAAGGCCUCCAUGUUUCCUGCCAUCUUUAAUAUAACUGUAAAGACUCGAGCGUUUUAAUACAGUGUUGUAUUUCAGGCAGAGAUGGACUCUCUCAUGUUAGACCUUUUUCGCAGGACUAGAAAGCUAUUUAUUUACACAGAUCUUCUGAACUAAGGCUAGACAUUCUCAAGGUCUUUCUCUCCUUUCUUCCUUAGUAAAUCAUUUGCAGAGGUGUUCAUUGCAAAUAUGUGACUUUUAACCAAAGAGGUUUUUUCCUUUUUUUUUAAAACAUUUUUUUUAUUUAAUUUUUUUUCAACUACAGUAUUCUGUCUUUUACUCCCAUCCCAGCCCACCACCCCCCGUCUUUUUUUUUUUUUUUUUUAAGUAAAAUCCUUUCAGCAAAAACUUAAUUGGGGAAGGGUAGAUUAAGAAUGCAUAUGUCUAAAUUCACUUCUACAGGAGUUUACUCAUAUUUAUGUGAGUAAAAUGACGGAAGAAUUCUUGAAGGUAAUCCUUUGGUGUGAAGGAUCCUGGGAAAUUCAGAUAAAGAAAGCUUGUAGCAGAUCUGUAAUAUAUGUCUUGAGAGCUAUUUAUAAGAAAUUUAAGAGGAUUGUCUGUUUUCCUUAAUUAAAGAUUAAAGGAUUCAUUUUUACUUUACAAAAAAAUCUUUACAAAAAUUUUAUAAUCAUAACUUUGUUAAUUUUUUAAACUUUCCUGAAACAGUUAGCUGUAGCCAAA